AUGUCCACCCCUUCUUCCUCAUCCUUCAAAACAAAGGUGAUCUUAAUCGCCAUGGUUUGCCUGGGCUGCACUAUGGAGUUGUCCAAGAUAAAGGCCCACAUCUUGAAACCAAAAUGGGUGUUGAUGACGGUGGUUGCUCAGUCUGGUGUGAUGCCUCUCUUGGCCUUCUCCCUGGCCAAAUUGCUCCAGCUGAGCCCUGCGGAGGCUGUCACCGUCCUGGCCUGUGGCUGCUGUCCGGGUGGAUACCUCUCCAACAUCUUGACCCUGGGAGUCAAGGGUGAUGUGAAUCUCAGUCUUGUGAUGACCACUUUCUCCACAAUACUGGCAAUGGGCCUCAUGCCCCUCCUGCUGUACCUCUAUAGCCAGGGCUUAUCUGAUGUGAGCAUCGCUGUGCCCUACACCGGCAUCAUCGUGGCUUUGGCCAUGACCACACUGCCCUGUGCUGCUGGAUUCGGUAUGAGACACUAUGCACCCCAACAGGCAAAGCUUGUCAGCAAGGUGGGGAUGUGCAUGGUGCUGGUAACAUUGAUUGUCCUUGGCAUUCUGAUCGCCAUUGCAGUAGGAGAGGCCAUCCAGACAGUGACUUCACCUCAGCUUGUGGUCACAGCCGCGCUGAUGCCACUGUUUGGAUAUAUACUUGGAUAUGUCUUGUCUUCUCUCUUCAAGCUUAACCAACUUUCUAGAAGGACUGUUGCCAUGGAGACAGGUUGCCAGAACCUCCAACUGUGCCUCACCAUCCUAAUGAUGUCCUUCCCAGCAGAGUUCAUUGGUCUGCUAUACCACUUUCCUAUUGUCUAUCUUGCUUUCCAGCUGUCUGGGGCUUUGGUUUUCAUGAAAUCUCCAAAGGAAACCGCAGUGUAA
Molecule: messenger RNA, 861 nt
Organism: Electrophorus electricus (electric eel)
Lineage: Eukaryota; Metazoa; Chordata; Actinopteri; Gymnotiformes; Gymnotidae
Gene: slc10a1
Product: solute carrier family 10 member 1
Biological process (GO): bile acid and bile salt transport
Cellular component (GO): membrane
Molecular function (GO): bile acid:sodium symporter activity
Source: RefSeq, a predicted model, not a curated record